Messenger RNA from Plutella xylostella (diamondback moth), 726 nucleotides. RefSeq lists its product as uncharacterized. NCBI's taxonomy places the organism in Eukaryota, Metazoa, Arthropoda, Insecta, Lepidoptera, Plutellidae. The record is from RefSeq and is a predicted model, not a curated record.
UAGAUUCAGAUAAUGCAGAUAAAAAUGUAUUGGUAAAUUAAGUUCCUACCUACCUAGGUACCAAACACUCCAACGCUAUCUUAAUUAAGUUCAGUAGCUUUUGAACCACUCCGCUAAGUAUAUUCAGACAAAGCGUUGGCUCUGUUUAGGCCGUUUUUUUUAAAUAUUCCAUAACGUUGUCGCUGAAUAUACCGCUACCUGGUCUUGAUGUCGAUUUUCGGGGAAAAACCUGUAAUGCGGGAAAAUAGGUUUUCUAGCUCCGAAUUGAUUGAUCACUUAGAAUCAUUGGUGAAAUCGGCCAAAGACACAGAAAGAAGGAGAAGAGACGAUGGCUACAGCUGGUUAAAGUCGAAGAGCUUUGAAAAAGACAACCUGUUUGUCAACGAUGCUGUGGCCGAUCUAAAACCUAUGCUGGAUAAACUAACCCCGGAAGGCUGUUCCGCCAUAGCUGUCAAACUUGACAGCUACACAGAAAGCGCGGGAGCGGUGACAGCGGCGGCCAUCUUGCGUGCGUUCAAAAUCUACGUCGAGGAUGAACACGAGUUGCAAAUGAUGAAGAAUAGUGUUAAAGAUAUGAAGUUCAAGAACAGAGGAUUGAAGAGAAAUAAAGUGAGACCUGAGUUGCUGCCUCCUGGUCGCGAGGCUACUGUCAGUUUUAUUUUAGAUGCGGAUAGUCAUGAAUGAUAAAAUUUAACAAAUAAUAUAAGUACCUAUACUUGUAACUAA